Molecule: messenger RNA, 1497 nt
Organism: Vigna radiata var. radiata (mung bean)
Lineage: Eukaryota; Viridiplantae; Streptophyta; Magnoliopsida; Fabales; Fabaceae
Source: RefSeq, a predicted model, not a curated record
AUGGAAAACACAGAGAUAAAGAUAGCCAGGUUUUCUAGUUGUCGCGGGGUAGCCUUUGAAAUCAAUCCUAAUAGAAGGAAUCCUUUUGCAAUUGUAUCACCAACAAAGCAUGAACAAAUUAGAACUUGGCUUUGGCUUCCAUGGACUCGAACAAAUUCAUUCAAAGUUCUUCCUCAGCCUCAAACAAUCAGUCCAACAAGGAGCAGGGGCAGCAGCCACUUCUGUGACAUUGACAUUGAUGCUAGUGAUGUUGAGCUUGAGUUCAUAGCUGAACUUCAAGAUAUAGAAAAAUCAGACAAAACUAAUGGUGUUAAGGUGCAGAAGCUGCUUUCAAGAACUGAUCCACCAAAGAGGUCAAGGCUGUCCAUAAUUCUGCUGGAUCAAGGGUUCACAUUCUACAAAGGGCUAUUUAUGGUUUGCAUGGCCUUGAAUUUGGUGGCGUUGGCUCUUUCAACAGCAGGGUAUUUCCCUUAUGCCAAGACAAGAGCUACACUGUUCUCUAUUGGGAACAUUCUGGCUCUAACACUGUGUAGAAGUGAAGCAGUUUUGAGAGUUGUUUUCUGGUUGGCUGUGAAGAUCAUUGGGAGGCCUUGUGUUUCUCUUGGAAUCAAAACUGCCACCACUUCGUUCCUUCAAAGUGUUGGAGGAAUCCAUAGUGGUUGUGGAGUUUCUUCUAUGGCCUGGAUUGUUUAUUCCCUAGUUCUUACUUUGAAAAACAAAGACAAAACUUCCCCAGAGAUUAUUGGAGUUGCUUUCACCAUCUUCUCACUCAUUCUACUCUCUUCCCUAGUCUGGCUAUUCAUUUUCCUCUCCAAAAGCUAUGAACCUAGCUCACAAACCUAUGACUUGACCAUGUCUCAGGUGGUCAAGAAGCAAGAGUUCUGGUUCACUUUAGUUAUCACAAUUCUCAUCAUCAUUCCUUGGCUGAGUGUAAGAAAGGUGCAAGUUUGUGUAUCAGCUCCAUCGAGCCACGCCUCAAUCAUCAGGUUUGAAGGGGGUGUCAAAGCAGGUUUACUAGGUAGAGUGAGUCCUUCACCCUUGUCAGAAUGGCAUGCCUUUGGGAUCAUAUCUGAUGGAAAGAAAGAGCACAUGAUGCUUGCUGGAGCAGUUGGUGACUUCACGAAGUCUUUGGUUAGUACCCCACCAAAGCAUCUUUGGGUCCGAACCAUGCAUUUUGCAGGCUUGCCUUACCUAGUAAAUUUGUAUCAAAGGGUGUUGUUGGUUCCACGGGAUCAGGGAUUUGUGUGUUCUUAUCAUUUCUUUUGCAGCCUAGUAAAGCUGAUGUAAUUGGUCAAAAAAUACCCGAAAGAGAAAGUUAUGGUUCAUGACACAGCACUUUCUGGUCGUCCCAAUGUAGCUGAGAUGACCGUGGAUGCUGCCGUUAGGUGGAAUGUCGAAGUUGUUAUUGUUACAAGCAACCCUGAAGGCAGUAGAGACGUCCUUAGGGCAUGCAAGAGGGCUAACAUCCCUGCCUUUGGCCCCAUUUGGGACUCUUGA